Molecule: messenger RNA, 2277 nt
Organism: Diatraea saccharalis (sugarcane borer)
Lineage: Eukaryota; Metazoa; Arthropoda; Insecta; Lepidoptera; Crambidae
Source: the annotation of a GenBank genome assembly
AUGAAAGGCAGGAUUUCAGCAGGAAAAAGAGACUUAUAUUCCGUCAUAGAUAUAAAUAAACUAUUACUAUGUAUAGUGUAAGCGUAUUAUUAUUAUAGUUAUAUUUAUUGCUUUGAUUAAUAAAGAAAUACUGUAAUUAAUAAGUGUAUAUUUGUAUUCGUUAACAGUACAGAUUAUUAUUACUUAUUCUUAUUUAUUAAUAUGGUUACAAAUAAAAGAUUCAUAAUGAUCAGUGCGUAUUAAAAAGUAUGCAAUGUUACAAAAGGGUACUAAUUAUAAAAAGCAAUUUCUAAUGUCAUUCAAGUAUGUGUUUGUGUAUUUCUAAAACGUAAUUAUGAUUACACAAACUCAAUUUAAUAAUUUACAAACCUAAAUGUAAGAAACUCAAAAAUUAGAACAUUGAUUGUAUUGAAAACGACAUUUUGCUAAAAACUAUGACAGUAUUUUUUGAUUUGCAGAAAUAUUAGUUUAAAGAAACAUUACCGGUUCAAAAUUUUUGAUUUAGAACAUUCUUAAGAGCUUACGGCAAUCAUUAAACGUUAAUAGGUGUUGGUACAAUUGGAUGUUAAAGGAAUAAAUAACUUCUAUGACUAAAUAAUUUUAUAACUGCGUUUCAUAAAUACACCUAAUGGAGUCAUGGUUCAAGAAACAGAUGGAUCGUACUUUGAGAGUUUCACUGCACUUUCCUGGCGGCAAGAGAACCGUCGUUUAGCCGCUUUGCGUCUGGCUGAAGCAAGGGCGGAAAGACCGCCGCCCGCCCCUACUGACCUCGGCCUGCCUAGCGUAUUGUACUGCAUUGAAAACGCAGUUGGUGCUCCCGCUCCCGACGGGCAAUUCGCUUCCUACAAGGAAGAGGUGAUAGAGUACGCGCGACGUGCGUUCCGCGUGUCUCAAGAUGUACAUUCGCGUGCAAUGCGCUCUGCGGGGAGCGAGCGACCUCCUACUGUUGUACUCGGCUGCUCUGUCAUCGAGGCGGAUGGAUUAGAAGCCAAGGACGCCAAUGGUUUCAGCGAUCCGUACUGCAUGCUGGGUAUUCAGCCUGCGUCCCUGCCCGCCUCACCCCGCGCCUCCGAAGAUGAAGGCCGCAAACACGGCUUCAGGCUCAGCUUCAAGAGGCGGGAUGGGAGGCAGCAGCGUGACAGUCUCGGCAGACUUCCGGCGCGCUACAUACGAGCGACCAGUGUUAGACCACACACUUUGUCACCGAACAGUGAUAUUGACGACAUAUCAUCAGAUGUACUACACCUAGACAUAUGGGACCAUGACGAUGAAAGCUCCGUUUUGGACGCGGUGUCCCGUUUGAACGAGGUUCGAGGUUGUGUGAAUAUUCCUCUCCGCGAAAUACCUUCUACGGGAGUGGAGAGUUGGUACAAAUUGGAGGCUCGGUCGCAGAGGUCGUCGGUCCAAGGUCGCAUCAGGCUUCGUUUAUGGCUCUCUGCCAGGGAGGCGGGCCGCCACGACGAUGACAACUGGCAACAGCGUCUAUUCGGUGUCCUGCUCGCUCACGAGGUAGAAACAGCGGGCAGCGGAGUGUCCAGUGGUGAAAGUGACAGUGGUUCAGCCUGGGAGGGCGAGCUUUGUGGCCCAGCGCAGACACUACUACAUCAGCAUGCGAUACAAGGAGACUUAAGCGCGUUACAAGCGGCUGUAGCUAGAUUUGCGGCAGCCUGCAGACUUAAUAGUGAUGCACCUCUUGACCCUAAGUAUAUGUGUAAGCUGCUGACUGAGCUGGAGAGAGCUUGGUGUGCGAGCGAAAGUUUGAGCGGGGGGAGUGGUGAGAGCAGCGGUGUGUCGCGAGACGAGGAGCGAUGGCUCGCCGAUUGCUUCGGGGAAUUCGUAGAGCGUGCGCUUCACCAGCUGCGGCUACAUAGGGAUCUCUAUCCUGUUUUACACCAUCACAGCUUAACAAAGACUGAAAUCGUUGGCGCACUUCGCAAAGGUACGGCGGAGUGGUAUGAAGCUCUUUGUGCGCAAGAUACUGAAUCUGAGAGAGGCGAGGACUUAGUCAACCUCAUCACACUAGUGCAGAUAGACUUGCAGCAAGGUCUCACCUAUUACCACCCGCUGUUCGAAACGUAAGUUAAUUUACAGCUAGUUUUAUAGACGUCCAUUAAAUUGACAUUAGUUUAAAGUGACAUUACCCGUACUAAAUUGACAUGCAUUAGUGCUAAAGGUAUCAUUAAGCGUUAAUGGACGUUUGUUCAACUGACCAUUAGUGCAUUACAUUCUACUAGGGUGCUCGUGGUGUGAUAUUAGAACAUACACAUACAUCCUUAA